GGCCCACAAAGCCAGUCAUUGCUGGCUCUGCUGCCAUGGCUACCAGGAAAUACUCUCGGCCGCCAGAGAGUAGUGUGUGGAGAGAGAGAGAGAAGGAGAGAGAGAGAGAGAGAGAGAGAGAACGUGACAGUCCAGAGCUUUGAGAGACCACCACACAGAACACAACAGAUUAAUUAGAACAGGUUUGAGUAGUAGUGGUAGUAACCAGAGCAGACAGGGACCGGAGACGGCAGACAGGGACCAGAGACGGCAGACAGGGACCAGAGACGGCAGACAGGAACCAGAGACGGAAGACAGUAUCUGGAAAAAUGGCUUACUGUGGGUCAGCAACCCUCCUCCUGCCUCCAGUCAAGAGUGUGAUGGUCUACAGGAACGGGGACCCCUUCUACUCCGGCAGGAGGUUUGUGGUCAACCAUCGACAGGUGUCCACCAUGGAGGCGUUUCUCAAUGACGUGACCCACUGCAUUCAGGCUCCGCUGGCCGUGAGGACCCUGUACACCCCCCGGCAGGGUCACCGGGUCAGGGAGCUGCAUGACCUCCAGACAGGGGCCCAGUACGUGGCCGCAGGCUUCGAGAGGUUCAAGAAGCUUGAUUAUUUGAACACAGGGCUGAAGAAGCAGCCUGUACCCAUGGGAGAAGGAGCUCGGGCAAGAUUACUUCACAGACCGAAUGUGUCAGCAAAAUGGAGAAAGUAUAUUCCUCUACCCUGUAUCAUACAUGUUUUCCGCAACGAAGAUCUUCGAUGCUCGCCAUUCCGUUUCAUAAUUCCCAGGACCUGGCAGCACGACCUGGAUCAGAUCCUCGGUCUAGUCACAGAGAAGGCCAGUUUACGCACUGGAGCAGUGCGCAGGUUGUGCACUCUAGAGGGAGUAACGGUGUCCAGUGCAGAUGAGCUGGUGAGUGGCCAGUUCUAUGUGGCUGUGGGAGCAGAGAGGUUCAAGAAGCUUCCUUACGUGGAACUGUUGGUUCCUAAAGCCUCUGAGAGAAAUUACCCUGGAAAUAGAAGACUGUCAAGGAGAUAUAAGGGCAGGAAGGCAGCCAGUGGCCCUGAGGACAGUUACAGUGACUCUGCUCUCCUGGACUCUCCAGAGUCGGAUGGGCGGAGGGUGAAGUCCACUGGGGAUGAGGUGGGGGAGACGGCUCUCCCAUCCAUCCAGAGGAGACCAGUGAAGGAGGAGAGCUCUAUCUUCUACGCCAAACCAGUGAAAGUCAGAGUGAGGAACAGAGGCCAUCCCAGGCCUCCACUAAGGACUGGACCAGCCCAGGCAAGUGUGUUUAGAGCUGUACAGAAGAAGAGAGAGGAGGUGCAGGGGGCUGAGGAGGUGCUGGAGGAUGAGAACACAGCAGUAGAUGUUCCCGUUGACCAGAGAGUGGCAGAGACAGUAGAGGACGAGGACCUUAUUGGGAGAAAUCCUCCUCAUUACAACAGCCAAGAUCAGAUUUUGACCAAGGCUACAAAAGAUCCCCUUCCUCACCCAGAACACCCAGACAAGUUGGAAUCAUCGACUGAGAAAGACAGGAACUCACCUGAAAAUACCAGCUCUUCCAUCUGCAAAGAGGAUGACAUUGAUGGGAGCCCUACGCUUGAUACAGAAAUGCCACAGGCCAACACAUCCCUGGAGCUCUAUGAAAUGAACUCUACCGCAGGUCCAUCUGUCCACAAAAAAGAAGAUGCUGCCUUAGAGAGUUGUGUGUCUGCUACUGAUACACCAGAGGAGCCGAAGACGGAGCCAAAGCCAACCACUCCACACUCAAGGGCUUCUUCGUCAUCAACAUCCUCCGCAUCUCAAAGUUCUCCGACAAGCGGGGGUAUCCAGGGAAACCGUUCAAGUAUUUGAUCAGACUCGAUUGAAUAGGGAGUCCUCAUACCCUCCACCAGACAUCGUAAUGAAGCAGUCCUCAUACCCUCCACCAAACACCGUAAUGAAGCAGUCCAGUCCCUCCACCAGACACCGUAAUGAAGCAGUCCCUCCACCAAACACCGUAAUGAAGCAGUCCUCAUACCCUCCACCAGACACCGUAAUGAAACAGUCCGGUCCCUCCAGAAGACACCGUAAUGAAGCAGUCCUCAUACCCUCCACCAGACACCGUAAUGAAGCAGUCCAGCCCCUCCACCAGACACCGUAAUGAAGCAGUCCAGUCCCUCCACCAGACACCGUAAUGAAGCAGUCCGGUCCCUCCACCAGACACCGUAAUGAAGCAGUCCAGUCCCUCCACCAGACACCGUAAUGAAGCAGUCCUCAUACCCUCCACCAGACACCAUAAUGAAGCAGUCCGGUCCCUCCACCAGACACCGUAAUGAAGCAGUCCUCAUACCCUCCACCAGACACCAUAAUGAAGCAGUCCGGUCCCUCCACCAGACACUGUAAUGAAGCAGUCCUCAUACCCUCCACCAGACACCGUAAUGAAGCAGUCCGGUCCCUCCACCAGACACCGUAAUGAAGCAGUCCUCAUACCCUCCACCAGACACCAUAAUGAAGCAGUCCGGUCCCUCCACCAGACACCGUAAUGAAGCAGUCCUCAUACCCUCCACCAGACACCGUAAUGAAGCAGUCCGGUUCUCAGAAUGGGCCUGUGGCUUAUGAGGAGAGCGGAGGAGAGUAACAAGAUCAUUGUUUCUAUAAUCUACCAUCUAUUGUUUUCAUUAGUAAACUAAGAAUCCAAAAAUGCGAAUGUAUUCUUUAUGAUAUUGACAUAUUUUACAGGAAAUACUGUGGUACAGUAAUCAGGUAAUCUAUGUAAUGUUUCUUUAAGAAAUGAAUAUUCAUGACACACAAUGCUUUUACUUUGAUGGAAAGCGGCAAACAUAUUGUAAACAGGAAGAAGUAUUUUUGAGACAAUAAGAGAACAAGUAGGAUAGGGUUCUGUAUUAUUCAGUUAUAGAACACAAACAUAUUGUAAACAGGAAGAAGUAUUUUUGAGACAAUAAGAGAACAAGUAGGAUAGGGUUCUGUAUUAUUCAGUUAUAGAACACAUACAAUGAAUGUAAAGUAUUCUGUUUUAUCAAAAUAUACUUUAAUAUCUAAUGGAAAUAUACAAUAUGAAAUACUUCAUAUCUUACAAAAAAACUACCGCAAUGUCCUCUGUGGUUGUACAGUACAAGCAUUUUGACUCAAAUAAUUCAUAUGCUAUUAUUUCUGAAUAAAACGUGCAAUACAACA
Molecule: messenger RNA, 3161 nt
Organism: Oncorhynchus kisutch (coho salmon)
Lineage: Eukaryota; Metazoa; Chordata; Actinopteri; Salmoniformes; Salmonidae
Gene: dcdc2b
Product: doublecortin domain containing 2B
Exons: 15
Coding region: 309-1838 (509 amino acids)
Biological process (GO): intracellular signal transduction
Cellular component (GO): microtubule; microtubule organizing center
Source: RefSeq, a predicted model, not a curated record